This is a messenger RNA of Vidua chalybeata, 6727 nucleotides long. RefSeq names its product MDM2 proto-oncogene (gene MDM2). Lineage: Eukaryota; Metazoa; Chordata; Aves; Passeriformes; Viduidae. The coding region runs from base 337 to 1713 and encodes 458 amino acids. The record is from RefSeq and is a predicted model, not a curated record. Gene Ontology annotation, molecular function: ubiquitin protein ligase activity; identical protein binding. The transcript has 10 exons. Gene Ontology annotation, cellular component: nucleus. Gene Ontology annotation, biological process: negative regulation of apoptotic process; regulation of cell cycle.
CAGGCCGCGCCGGGUGGGUGGGUGCGGGGCGCGGGGACGCCGCUGUUCCUCCACUGCUCCUCCACGGCGCCGUCUCUCCACGGCGCCGGACCCCCCCGCGUUCGGCGGCUGCGGUGAGUCAGCGCCGGGCCCGUCGCGCCCGCCCGCCCCCCGCGGUGACUCGGCGGCGGCGCUGCGGGUCAUGCUCAGGCAUGUCGGGCCGGGCCGGGCCGGCGCGGGAGCUAAGCCCUGACUUGCCUCCUCUUGGCAGCGCUAUAUAAGGCCAGGCUCGGCCCGACUCGGCACAGACACCGCCGCCAGAGUCCAGCGUGUGGGCUGGACGAGGCACCGAGGCAAAUGUGCAACACCAAGAUGUCCUCCCUUACGGAUGCCUCAUCUGUCACCGCUUCGGAGCAAGAGGCGCUGGUUAAACCAAAGCCACUGUUGUUGAAAUUGUUAAAGUUAGCUGGUGCUGAAAAGGACACUUUUACUAUGAAGGAGGUAAUAUUCUAUAUUGGACAAUAUAUUAUGUCUAAGCAAUUAUAUGAUGAAAAACAGCAGCAUAUUGUACACUGUGCAAAUGAUCUCCUGGGGGAUUUAUUUGGAGUAACAAGCUUUUCAGUAAAAGAACACAGGAGACUAUAUUCAAUGAUUUCCAGAAAUCUGAUAGCAAUCAAUCAACAAGACUCUACCCUUGGUGAUACACCUGAGGAUGAUGCCACAUCUCAGCUUGAAGAAGAAAAUGUUAUUAAGGAGUCUAGGCAAGAGUUAGAAGAGAACCAGACUUCAUCAAACGUGGCUUCCCAACCAACGACAUCUUCUAGGAGGAGGACACACAGUGAAUCUGAAAAAAAUUCUUCAGAUGAUCUGCACAGUGAGAGAAGAAAGCGACACAAGUCAGAGAACAUUUCGGUGACGUUUGAUGAAAGUCUCUCAUGGUGUGUAGUCAGUGGUCUGUGCCAUGAAAGAAGCAAUAGCAGUGAUUCAACAGAUUCUCUUUCCAUGCCUGAUCUUGAUGCUAGUUCAUUAAGCGAAAACUCGGAUUGGUUUGACCAUGGUUCUGUAUCAGACCAGUUCAGUGUUGAGUUUGAAGUUGAGUCUAUUUAUUCAGAAGAUUAUAGCCAUAAUGAAGAAGGGCAGGAGCUCACUGAUGAAGAUGAUGAGGAUUAUUGGAAGUGUCCCGAAUGUAAUGAAAUGAAUCCUCCGCUUCCACGACAUUGCCACAGAUGCUGGGCCCUUCGUGAGGAUUGGCUUCCAGAUGAAAAGAGUGAGAAAUUGGAAAAGAGCAAAUUAGAAGCUUCCUUUCCUGCAGAGUCUGGAGAAGGUUUUGAUGUUCCUGACUGCAAGACAACAAAAAUGACUGAAGAUAAAGAACCAGCUGUGGAUGAGAAUGAGGAUAAAGCAGUACAGCUUUCUGAGUCCCAGGAAAGUGAAGGUUAUUCCCAGCCAUCAACAUCAAGCAGCAUGUUCUGUAGCAGUCAGGAGGACUUCAAGGAACCCGAGAAGAGAGAAAUGCAAGACAAAGAGGAAAGCAUGGAAUCCAGUCUGCCUGUUACCAGCAUAGAGCCGUGUGUCAUAUGUCAGAGCAGACCUAAGAAUGGCUGCAUAGUACAUGGCAAAACGGGACACCUCAUGUCAUGUUUUACCUGUGCAAAAAAGCUCAAGAAGAGGAACAAACCCUGCCCAGUGUGUAGGCAGCCCAUACAAAUGAUUGUACUAACUUAUUUUAGUUAGACAUGUGUUGACUGGAAAGCUGCAAAAGAAAGUUCAUAAACUGGUUAAGAGAGUAAGAAAUUAUUUUUGUAUGCUCAUUGGAAAAUUAAUAUUUUGUGUCUCUUGGCGUUCUGUCUGAAAAAUAAUUGCUGACAUAACUGCACUGGAGUUAAGAGGUUUGCCUAAUACUUAUAAGUCAACUUGGAGAUUUUAAAUCCCUCUCAGUAGAAGUAACCAGGUCCUCUAAACCACCUGCCUCUCCAAGUGUUUUAAUGUUCCAUGCAAGUUAGUGACAUUUGUUUUAUUGAAUUAAAUACAUUCAUUAAAAUCUCAAACUCGGUAAUUGUUGGAAGAGAGACAUGUUGAAGUGUUUAUUUCUGCAAGUUCCUCAUUUAAGAAAAUAUAUUAUCCAGGUUCCAGUUUUUGUUGCUUGGUGAAGACAUAAGGCUCAAUCAGACCCCUCUGAAUAAGUCAGUAAAAUGAAUAAAUAGAAUCUUUUCUUAAAUUCUUUCAAUUAACCAAAUUCUGUGGAAGAUCUUAUCAGGAAGUAGGGAAAGAUGUGGUAGAAAAUAAUUAAUACUUUGGAAACAGAAAAAGAUAUUGUGUGUCUUAUUUUUGUGGUGUGCAUUGUGAACUUAAGGGCUGUGUGUCCCCUGAGAAGUCAUUGAUCCAAGCUCAGUCAUACAGUUCUCUCUCAAACGUCCUGUGAAACUCACAUUUGUGGGUUUGGAGGUCUGUACUGAUUAUGAUUAUUAUUAAUUUAGCAUCAUGAAACAAGUCUUAGGCAGACUUGUUGAAAGGAUAUGAAGGAUAUACUAUGAACUGUCAUGCCAGGUAGUCUUAGGGGACAGUUGUUUUUCUGCACUUCUUUCUGACUUAGCAGAAUACAUUCACCUGUAUUGCUACAUGCGCUGUAAUAAAAAAAGAAAAAAAUUCACCUUCAUCUGCAGAAACAAUUAAGCCGUGCAGUUCCAGUCCACAUUCUUGUAAGUGUGGUAGUCUUUCCAACUCACUGUUCUUACCUGUAUCAUAAAAAUUCUGAAAAUCUUUUGCAAGGUGUUUGGCCAACUCAAAGUUGGUCUCGUUGGACCUGUCCUUUACUGCUUUUAGCUCUUGUCUCCUCACUGUACUUUGUCAAAGACUUUGUGAAACUUACCAGUUCUGUGCCCAGGGAGUCUGCUGCCUGCCUCAGUUCUGGGGCCCUUCAGGCAAGGUAAUGUGAGUGUGGGAACCAGGAUGUGGUAAAGAUCACUCAGCUGCCUUUCACAUGGAGUUUCUGUACCCAGUGAGUGAUACUUACUCCUUUGGAAAACUAUGUUACAAGAGAACUUGUAUAUUUUUAGAACUUUUUAUUUUUACAUGUAGUUGCUGAUUGUCUGCCCAAUAGGGAAUGGCAGAUAAACAGUCAGGGGAGUGCCAAGAGUAGAGAUGUAGUCCAAGUGCAGGAAUUGUGCUGUGUUACCAUUUUACAGCUUCCCUAACACCAGCAGUAUAAAAUUGCUAAUGCCUGUGUGCUGGCACAGACUCCUACUGUUCUUCUUAACUGCAGAGCUGCAAAUGCCUGGAAGCACCCAGGAAAAGGACAAAAAGACAUACAGGAGAGACUUAGUAAAUAUUUGGUUGUGACUCGGUUGAAAAGUAGUAACUUCAUAGGUAAAGACUGAAUUAUUGGGAUCAUUCUUAUUUUGGUCAUACAUUUGAGCUAUUUCUUUGCCAGUAAAAGAUACUGGUGUACCCGAAGUUCUAGCACAGUUAAUUUUAAGUAAACAAAAUAUAAACCACAGUUGUAUUCAUUCAAAUUCUUGCAAGUUUCUUGCCUCCUGCACUUUGUAAAGGGACAUCAGGUAGCUGGAAGUUAUUGGAAGUUUUUUGAUCGGCAGAAACCUUUCAUGGGUUUUAUAGGAUUUGAUAAUCCUUCAGCCUGAGAUAGAGAAGGCCUUUGGGCAAAUACUUUUUUCAAGUAGGGAUACUAACAGAAGGCUACUUGCCUUACCUUGCACUUCCUAUUAAUGUUUUUUUUUUUUUUAUUUUUGAUUUUAUAAACUUAGGUGCUGUGAGGCUUGCAGAAGCUCUUCAUUGCACCUGCAGGUGAGAGAGAACUGUAGAUGUGCAUAUGCAGAAGCAUCAAUAACAUGGGGACUAUACCUAAAAAGUUUCUUCUUAUGAAGCUUUGUCCACUGCAUUGUCUCCCAUGUCUUCCCCUCUCUCAGCAUGAUGCCUUCUCUGCAGUGGCUGCCCUGGCUGUGUAAUUGCAGUGCUGGGGGAGCAGCUGUCCUUAUCUAGUUCCUGUUGGGACAAAUUGUACCAUCUGCUCUCGGCAUUCUUUUCCAGUCACAUGCCUUCUGUUGCAGAGAAUAGCCCUGGAAAUACCUUCUGUUCGCUGGUGGGAGGAAAUGGGGCAUUUUAAUUUCUGCAGCUGCAAAUCACUGUGUCAGGUAUUUUGAUUUAAGUUAUAUUUUAUGGCUUAAUAUUAUUCUUAAUGACUUCUAGUGCAACUUAAGUUUGGUUGGUGUGGGUGCAUGCCUUCCAAAUGGAAGUGAUGGGUAUUGAUGUCUGUUCCUGUUGGGGACACUGGCAGGCAAGUGCAAGUGCAGGCCUGGUGCCCGGGGGCUGUGUCACAGUGACUCCCGUGGUGCCUCCUGGCUGUGGCCUGGAGCCUUUGGCUCUGCCUCCACCCUGUCUCCUGGCCUGGCCGUGCUCGGUGUGUGGUCAUGAGCAGUGAGCACCCUGCUUGUUCUGGCCUUGGGUAGUAAACACGUUCCUGGCCUUGAGUAAUAGCACAAAAAUAAGUAAAGUUUUGGUACAAAACUUUAGAGAUCCUUAUUUAAUAUCGCACACAUUUUAAACUUUAAUUUAUUGCUGUUUGUAAAUAUCCUUGUGCUCACAGUUGAUGUUUUGAGCUCUAAUUUAUUGAAUUAGUCUACUGCUACACGUGUAGUUAUGAUGAUAUGCUUAUUUAGUAAAUCACAGGCUCAAGAAAAAUAUUUUAAGAAAUGUAGCAUUAAAAUUCAGAGAAAUACUUGUAUUAUAUUCCGAUUGAGAAGGGCACAGGAAAAUUUAUGGCUAUGUUUCCUAUUUGCCUUCCUUUGAAAUCACCUAAACAAGAUUUAUUGAAUAGAGAUGGUGCUGGUCCAGCAUCAGCAUAGUGAAAAUAUUUUGGUGGUGUUUUGCUUUCCUUUGGAAUGCUUUUGCAUCCCUCAGUACAGCCAAGGAGCUGACUGACUGCUUCCAGGUGCUGGUAACAUUCGAGGUCAUGGUCUAGGAGAUGCAGGAUGGUGAUGAGAGGCGUUAAGGUUAAUUUGCAAAGGUGGUAAUGGCUUUUGCCUUUGGACACAUGACCAUGAAGGUUGCAGGGGAGGCCAGAUGCCUACAGGAUGUGACUGUAUGUGAUUUUCAGUAAUUUUCUUUUCUUAGUCUCUUCCUUCUUGCACAUCAGGUAGACAAUAGUUAUGUACAAAUGGUGCAAGAACUUGCAUUUAUUCUUUUUUAGAAAGUACAGUAAACCUACUUGUUGUUUAAAUACAAGUCUUUAACUAUUUACCUAUUUGUUAGUAUGGACAUCAUAUAAGUAUUGAAAUUCACCCCACACCAGCAGGAUUGUGGGCUGUGCCGUCCUGUGCCUCUCUCCUUAGCAGAUGAUUUAGAAAGGGUAAAAGUGCUUGAAAAUGAUCACUGGUGAAAGCUUACAUUCCUUCUAAGAGUGUGGUACGAUUUUUAUCACUGAGUUCUGUUUGCUGUACAUUUGUUCAAAUGUCACUGUCUCUGAAGUGUCUGUGGGUAUGAAGAUUUUUUCAGAUUUUUUUCUCUUUUAUGACUAAUUUGAGGAAGAGAAAAUUCCUUGUUCUUACAGAGAGUGUCAGCAAGAAUAAUUGUUUCAGAAAAUUGUAUCUUACAGAAGAGAGAUUAGAAAAUUAUUAAGACCCGAAUGAAACUGAAUAAACCGACUAAAUAGGAUGAAAAUAGAGAUGAAGAUUUUUUUUCUUCCCCAUCUUAAUCUAAGGCUGUUGUUCUGUUAGGGCAUAACUUUAGGUAGAGUCUAUAAUUUUGAAGCAAGUAAUCUAUUCAGCAUAUUAACUUAACACACAUAUGGUGGGGCAGGAAUUAUCCCUUAUGGAUGGUACAGCAUUUUGUUGUGCUCAUUUGGUCUGAAAAAGGGGCAUUUGCUGUUGUGGGGCUUCCCUGUGGGGAGGAGCAUAUUGGACACAUUCAUGGGACUUGUAGACAGGCAGUGUUGUCAUGGAGGGGCUGUGGGGCAGCCUUGGUCCCACAGUACAGCAGAGCCUUGCUGCAGCAUCAGCCUUCUCCUUUUUAGGCCCUGCCCUGCCUUUCCAGCUCCUCCAUACUGGAGUCCAAGGCACAUCUUGUUCUUUAAAGGUUCCACAAGCAAAGCACAAAACCCAGCUUAAGGUUUUAACAAUGGAUUGCACUUACUGAACAUGAAAAAUUGUUGCUUUUAACUAAAGUGUGGGGGUUUUGUUAGUUUUUUUUUUUUUAGCACAGAUGCACUGAAAGCUUCAAGUGAAUGCUUCUUUUAUGUAUCUAUAGCUAUAUUAUACAUGUGAAAUUUGUCAGUGAUACUUAAAAAGGUGGUGACUCCCCUUUUGAGUAGAUGCUUUAGCUUAACAGCCUGCUUUUAAAGGACAGUUCUUGGUCAAGAGCCACAGUAGUGGCUGUCAGGAUGAUGAUUAUUUAACACCGAAAAUACCAAUGGCUUUUCUAAAACCAGAAUCUUUGUUGUCUGACUACACAUAGCUGGAAUGACUGUUGAAUAGAGUAGUUAUAGUGAAUUUAAAUAACUAUGCAACACACUUUCAAGAGCUUUACCUGGUGCAUUACUUUCCAGCUACCCAGUGCAUGUGUGACCACAGUCAGUAAUCAUUAAAAUGCAAGUAUCCACUCCAAUUCCACACAGUAUAGACCCAUUUAUGAGAAGUUUCACAUGUGUUGCAUUUAUAUUUCAGUUUUUCCUUUUCUGAUGAAAAUUGAGUACUGUGUUCCAUUUAAAAGCUUUAAAUAAAGAUUUGUUUAUAUACUA